Messenger RNA from Boleophthalmus pectinirostris (great blue-spotted mudskipper), 909 nucleotides. RefSeq names its product arginine vasopressin receptor 2, like (gene avpr2l). Gene Ontology annotation, cellular component: membrane. Gene Ontology annotation, biological process: positive regulation of vasoconstriction; G protein-coupled receptor signaling pathway; regulation of systemic arterial blood pressure by vasopressin. Gene Ontology annotation, molecular function: vasopressin receptor activity; peptide binding. The record is from RefSeq and is a predicted model, not a curated record. The coding region runs from base 1 to 909 and encodes 302 amino acids. The transcript has 2 exons. NCBI's taxonomy places the organism in Eukaryota, Metazoa, Chordata, Actinopteri, Gobiiformes, Gobiidae.
AUGGAUUCCAGCAGCAACAGCUCUCGAAAAGCGGCAGAUGAUGGUAUAGAGGAGUACGAACGUUUUGCGCUCAUCCGAGCUGGAGUUUUGGGUUUGGUGUUUCUCUUUGCUGCUUGUGGUAAUUUUUUCUUUUUGUAUACACUCUGGAAGAAAAGGAAAAAAGGAACCAAAACUCAAUUAUUUCUCUUACAUUUGUGUUUUGCGGACUUGGUUGUUGCGUUUUUUCAAGUGUUACCACAGUUAUCCAUGGAAAUUACGCACAGGUUUAAAGGCACGGACUUUGUGUGCCGUUCCGUGAAAUACCUGCAGGUGGUUGGGAUGUUUGCUUCGGCAUACAUGAUAGUGGCUAUGACCAUUGAUCGUUACCAUGCUGUUUGUAAACCCAUGGUCUCUUUCUUUAAGGGCUCAUUUAAGAGGCAUCUCUCUAUAGGCGCCGCGUGGUUGAUCUCGCUUGUGUUCAGCGCGCCUCAGCUCUUCAUCUUCUCACUCCAGGAGGUCGAAGAGAAGCAGUUUGACUGCUGGGCCACAUUCAUAGAGCCCUGGGGGCGGCGGAUAUACAUCAGCUGGAUCACUCUGUCAGUGUUUGCUUUGCCUGCUGUCAUCUUACUCUUCUGUCAGAUGAGAAUAUGUACAACAAUUUACCUCAACAUGAAGAAAAAAGCGCUCCAAGCACGACCCCUUCGCACAGGUCCUAAGGGGGUGUCCAGUGCCAUGCUGAAAACAGUUAAAAUGACAUUUGUAAUUAUAAUGACGUACACUGUUUGCUGGAGUCCAUUCUUUGUUGUCCAAUUAUGGACAGCGUGGAGUCCAAGCACUGCUCCAACUGAAGGUCCAAUUUUUGUCAUCAUUAUGUUGCUGGCCAGUCUCAACAGCUGCACAAAUCCAUGGAUAUACAUUUACUACAGCUAA